Molecule: messenger RNA, 1078 nt
Organism: Cyprinodon variegatus (sheepshead minnow)
Lineage: Eukaryota; Metazoa; Chordata; Actinopteri; Cyprinodontiformes; Cyprinodontidae
Product: probable E3 ubiquitin-protein ligase RNF144A-A
Exons: 4
Coding region: 1-798 (265 amino acids)
Molecular function (GO): zinc ion binding
Source: RefSeq, a predicted model, not a curated record
AUGAACUCAAAACCUGAAAAGUGUUAUAAUCCCAGGGAUCACACAAUUCCAUUUACGGACAAAGAGGACGAAUUCGACUUCGAGUGUGAGGAAUUUCAAUCUCGAAGAGCCCGGAUGUCCUGCGGUCAUGUUGUUACUCCAAUGUCUCUUACCAAGUAUUGCAAAUAUUUAUUGAGAAAGGGAGAAAGCACAUUUGUUUGUGGCCAGUUUGGCUGUAAUGUGGAGUGGCCUUAUGUGGAGGUCCGUAAAAUGGCCCUACUGACCCCUGAAGAAAUGGAGUACUUCGAAACCACCAUGGCUGUCAAUGCUUUCAAGACACACUUUGACUCCAAAACUUGUCCUGGCUGCAAAUAUUCUGUGACAAGGAAGGUCGAGUCUAACCUGAGUGUCCGAUGCCAAAUGUGCACAGCAACCAAAGGACGCACCUAUGAGUUCUGCUGGCAGUGUCUGAGAGAGUGGAAAGGUCCACAGCCUCGGACAGAUCGCUGCGACAAUGAAGGCUGCUGCAACGAUGCCCUAAAAACACUGAGAGACUGUCCAUAUGUCAACUUUGAAAAAGUUAAAGGAGUCACUGAGUGUCCCUCUAUCAGGGCCUGUCCCACCUGUGGUAUACUGGUGGAGCACACUGGGAAACAGUGUAAAAACAUCACCUGUCGCCAGUGUAAGGUGGAAUUCUGUUUUGUGUGUCUUAAAAUCACAACUGAAUGUAGAAAAGCACCAAAACCAGAUUAUUAUGGGCCUUGCUCUACUGGUAUUGCCCCCAGACAGACCUCUAUUCCUGUGUGGCAGCGAAACUAAUAUGAAUAAGAUAAGGCAGAUAUCCUGUUUGUUGUAUUUGUUAAUUACAAAUGUCAAAGGUUUAAUUAGUUGGAAGUCAAAAAAUAAACAAUAGCAGCCACUGUUAAUAGUGUAUAAUAAUGUCUGAAGAAAGACAGUUAAUAUACCUUUGAGAACUACUGUUAUUCUGUUUAAAAUUAUGCUACCUCUGCAUUUUUAGCUCAAGUAAUCCUGUAAGGUAACUCAGGUAAUUAUUUUCCUAAAAUUUAUAACAAUAUAGUCAUUUUGUUGCUAAUAUGUG